UCAGUAUAAUAGAUCGCCCGAGGUAGCAGUAUGGUCCUCUCCUAAGCAAGUUCCUAGAACAUGUUCUUGUACAUCCUCUUCCUGCUUGGCAUAAGCCAUGCAACUGCGCCACAGCCACAUCCAAUAUACUCGCCUCUACGACCACCCUCAGUACCUCUGGCAGUUCGGUCGCCUUACACCAGCGCCUAGAGCACGACUUAUGGUGGCAGCACACUUAACAAUCGAAACGUUACUUUUUGGAACGGAAGACCUAUAGGAUGGACUGGUAUUGUACGUGUGGAUGGAACGUCUUACGAAUACAUGGGGGACUCGCCUUCCGUCACCGAUCUCCAUAAAGCAAUACCGCUGACCGUAUCUUACGACUCACACUACAGUAAUUUCACUUUUGACGCUGGACCCGUGAGAGUCGAGGCGCGAUUCUUUUCUCCUAUCCUGCCGCAAGAUCUCUGUAAGAGUAGUGUUCCGCUCAGCUAUCUGGAAGUUGCGUACAUCACCACCGAUGGAACUUCACAUGAUGUACAACUUUAUUCAGAUGUGGAUACCAGUUGGCUAGCGGAUGGCAAUUCAACGAUGCGAUGGAGUAUCGACUGUCCCGGCGAGUCUUUCGAUGAUCACGAAUGCCCAACCAAGGGCACAGGAACUCCCGAAACAUUAUACCAUUGGGAAGCAGAGAUCCUGGAUCAGGUUUCAUGGUCUGAACGUGGUCUUAGAAGUGAACCAUACUGGGGCAAGCUACACUACAUUUCUUCUCCUCGCCAUGCCACAGAAUUCAGUUUCGCCAAUGGAUUAGCAGCCACUACACGGAAGCAGUUCGUUCGCGACGGCGCACUGGAUCGUUCCUUUGAUCAGGAUCAGCCUCGACGGCCAGGCGACAGGAUGCCUGUGUUCGCUUAUUCCCAUGCCUUCAUGGCCAGCCAGUCAGGAUCGGUGUUAUACACCGUCGGUACGACCCAAGAGCCUGCUGUGCACUACCGUACCGCCAUCGGGGAUGUCGAGCUUCAGCCAUGGUGGAUGACGAAUAAUUGUUAUUUCACCAUCAACAACAUGAUCAGUAAACACUACCAAGACUACACCGCUUCUGCGAAAGAGGCCAAAGUUUGGACCAUGCAACUUCGCCAUGACGUCGCUACCUACUACGCUAGGGAUAGAGCGAAAGAUGACAGUACAGAAAUAUCUUCUAUGUCGGAAGAGGAGUCCUACUAUGCCAUUCUUACACUUUCCACUCGCCAGAUCUUGGCUGCGAACGUUCUCACAGAAUCUGCAGACAACGCUACGGGAGCAACCAUCUUCCAGAAAGAAAUCUCCUCAGACGGAAAGGUGAACACAGUUGACGUGAUCUAUCCUGCAUUGCCCUUUUGGCUUUACGCAAAUCCUGAGCUUCUUCGCUUGCUGCUCAAGCCCAUCUUCGAGUUCCAGGAGUCUGGACUCUACCAUGAGCAAUAUGCCAUGCAUGAUAUUGGUCGCUUUUAUCCAGAUGCUAUAGGCUAUUUCAGCUCAAGCAUACCGGGCGAGUGGGGCGAAGAAGCCAUGCCUGUUGAAGAGAGCGCCAACAUGAUCAUCCUGGCUUAUUCGUACUUCAUGGCUACUAAUAACACUGAAUAUCUGGCAACGCACUUUGAUAUACUCAAACGAUGGACGGUUUACGUGAUUGAAAAGAGCCUAUAUCCUGAACAUCAGACUACUACAGAUGAUUUUAACGAUCCCAUCGCCAAUAAUACUAACCUCGCGAUAAAAGGUAUCGUGGCCAUAAACUGCAUGGGUGGUAUUGCCUCAGCUCUCGGAGACAUCACACUAGCGACCAGAUAUGUAACCUUAGCAUACGACUACUACGAGCUCUGGGCCGCCUCAUCUAUCGAUACCACCAAUACCCAUACCCUCCUAGCCUAUCAGCUCCCCAAUUCAUACAGCAUUCUCUAUAACAUUUAUCCGGCUCUCUUGUUCAACCUCCGCUCAAUCCCCAAGUCCCUCUUCCUCAUGGAAUCAGCCUUCUACCCCACUGUCGCCCAAGAAUACGGCGUGCCUCUCGAUAAUAGACAUCUGUGGACAAAGAGUGAUUGGGAGAUGUGGGCCGCAGCUACGAGCCUACCCCAGACGAGAGCUUUGUUUGUGAAAUCGCUUGCAAAGUGGAUCAAUGAAACAGUUACAGACAAGGCGCUUACCGAUCAUUACAUGACGACGGGGGAUGGAAACUAUACAGACUAUCCGUUUAUCGCGAGACCAGUUGUUGGAGGGCAUUUUUCGCUACUAGCCAUGGGAAUGUUUGGAAGACAUGGUGUUCCGAGUGAAAGAAACUAUCGAGAGAGGUGAGCACUACUAUCAAUGUGUAGUGGGAUAUAUCGAGCUAUAAUAGGGAUGUGGUUUGUGGGGGCUGAGUGUAAGAAGAUAUUCGAUUACGGUUGUUCCAGCAACCAGGUUAGUGUCCAGAGGGAUUACUUGUUUCUUAGAGCUGUACCCUAGCUAUGCGACACCCUGACGUUUACGCUAUGUCUCACGCCAACUUGAUACAGAAUAUCUGACGGUGUGUAGCUGUAAUGCAUAGUGUCCAUAUAGUACCACUGAUGAAUAGCGGGCUUGUUUGUAUGUC
Messenger RNA from Alternaria alternata, 2584 nucleotides. Its product is annotated as DUF1793-domain-containing protein. Lineage: Eukaryota; Fungi; Ascomycota; Dothideomycetes; Pleosporales; Pleosporaceae. The coding region runs from base 301 to 2307 and encodes 668 amino acids. The transcript is spliced from 5 exons. The record is from RefSeq and is a predicted model, not a curated record. Gene Ontology annotation, biological process: carbohydrate metabolic process.